AUGGACGCUGUCGAGUCGCCCAAUGCCACCUCCGAGUCUGGAACCCUAAGCCCGGCGCACUUCAACCACUCACGCAAGCGCAAGCACUCGGGCUCGACUGACCGUCCCACCCGCGAGUAUGGGUUGAUGCGCGACACGGGCAAGCAUGACACCGCCCGCUUCGUCGGCAGCGGCAGCGGCAUUCACUUCAUCCGGGGCGUCUACGUCCGCCUCGCCCGCAAGUCCGCCCUCCGCACCUCCUCGUCCUCCCAGGCCAACAACAUCAACGACCUCGUUCCCGGCGAGGACGACCAGCUGCAGCGCGAGAGUUCUUCUCGAGAUGGCGACGACCUGAGCCUGUGGCGGCCGCACGAGCUGGCGCCAGAGGGCGAGGGUAAUGAUGCUAACCCUUCGUUUGAGCAGCUCGUCGAGUGGUCGAAAAGCUAUUUUGAAGCAUGGCACCCGACGCUGCCUUUUCUCAGCGCGCCUGAUGUGCUGGGCCUCUUUGAAGAGGUGAGCGCGAAUGGUAUCGCUGCUCUCGGUCACCUCGAGAGGUCGAUUGUCAAGUCGAUAUUGUCCAUCUCGCUAGCUGAUAGCAGGCAAAGAGCUCCCUUUGCUCGGCCGGUACCAAGCUCCCUUGUCUUUCGAACAGUCGAAGAGGCAAUGUCUGCAUCGCAGUUUGCACUCUACAAACCGGCCUCAAUACAGGCCACCCAAGCAGCGCUUGCCAUACAGCUCUUUCUCGUAUCGAUGCUACGUCUCAACUCAGCAUCUCGAUUAGGCGGGCUGAUUGUCCGCAUGGCCUUCCACCUCGGUCUCCACCGCUGUCCCUCACGAUACCCCUUCUUCACCAAGGAGGAAGCCCACAUGCGUCGAAGGGUGUUUUGGUGCAUCUACUGCAACGAAAGAUUCCUCUGCCAGGCAUUAGGGCUGCCCCUGGACAUCCGAGACGACGACGUUGACGUAUGCUACCCGGGGGAGGAAAGACAUGGGACACCACUCGAUGGUGAAGACAACCGCCUGCAACUCCUAACCUACCUCGUCAAACACGCCAGGAUCCGAGGUCUCAUUCUCGAGCUGCGGAACAAGUCCAUACACACCCGUGACGACACCGCAGACCGCGCCAGCUACGUCCAGGCGGAGCUCGCAAAAUGGUCCAACGAGAUCCAUGAUGCGGUCGAGGACGAGCCGCACCCGGGCGAGUCCGCUGACGAGAACACGCCGCAGCCCCCAAUAUCGUCAAGCCACCGUGUGUUCCUGCUGCUCCUGAAAUACGAGUCCAUGAUCUCGCUCAACAGGCCGAUGAUGACGUCGGACCCAUCGAGCCCGGCGUACUCUGCGGGACUGCAGAAUUGCAUCUUUGCGGCAAAGUCAAUUUUUAUCGCUCUGAAGCGGUAUCUGACGCAGCACAAGAUGUCGGAUGAUCCGACGAGCGCGUGUCUCUCUGAGCCGAUGCUGCAGCCUUCGUUCACGUGGGCUGUCUGGAUCAGCGCGUUCAUUCUCAUAUAUGCGGCGUUUGAGAGGCAACUGCCGCUGUCAAGCGCGUUGAAACACGUCGAAUCAGGAAAAGACAUCCUGCGCCACAUCGCCUCCCGCGACACCUCCUGGCCAGAAUACUGCCUCUCCGCCAUCGACGAGCUCACAGCCGCCUCCGUCAGCGGUCAACCGGGCACCUCGAACCUGCGAACGCGCUUCUCCCCGUCGGUGGCAGCAUCCUCCGGCCGCCCCGACGACACCAUCCCCGCUGCCGCGGAUACCAUGACCUGGACGCAGACGCAGAGCGAUGGGCUGGAGGACGCGAGCGGCAGGUGGCCCACGCAAGCAUCCCCGGCCUCCGGCCCGCCUCUCGCGGCGUGGUCCGCAAGUCCGGGCGCGCAGUCGUUCCAGGCUACCGCGCCGCAGGACUCGCCCAACUUUGACAGCCAGCCGUUCUCGCUGGCGCUGGCGGCGACGUCGUUCCCGGCUGUGAAUAAUGCCGAGACGGGGGCGCCGGGUGAGGGACAGGAGUCUAUGGUGUGGUAUGACCAGCUCUUUGCGAAUUCGUUUGGGGCGAUUGAUUAUCCGUUUCUGGCGGCGGCGCAGUUUGAUCCGUCGGUGGAUCCUACGUGGUCGUAUUUGCGAUGA
Messenger RNA from Colletotrichum chrysophilum, 2103 nucleotides. RefSeq lists its product as uncharacterized. Lineage: Eukaryota; Fungi; Ascomycota; Sordariomycetes; Glomerellales; Glomerellaceae. The transcript is spliced from 3 exons. The coding region runs from base 1 to 2103 and encodes 700 amino acids. The record is from RefSeq and is a predicted model, not a curated record. Gene Ontology annotation, biological process: DNA-templated transcription. Gene Ontology annotation, molecular function: zinc ion binding; DNA binding.